Molecule: messenger RNA, 848 nt
Organism: Nicotiana tabacum (common tobacco)
Lineage: Eukaryota; Viridiplantae; Streptophyta; Magnoliopsida; Solanales; Solanaceae
Product: RING-box protein 1a
Molecular function (GO): zinc ion binding
Source: RefSeq, a predicted model, not a curated record
CUUCACAUUUUUUUUCAAUUUCUUCACUGUUAGACGGAAAAAUUCCCCGUUUCUGUAAACUCGAAUUCAAUUUCUCGUACUGUAUAUUGAAUUCCAAACGUGUGUUAUAGCUUCCGUUCAAUGGCAUCUGUUGACACCGACGUGACUAUGGUUCCGGCCGGCGAGGGUUCCGCCGGUGCCGGAGCUUCAUCAUCAUCUUCCACUAAGAAGGCCAAGCGUUUUGAGAUCAAAAAGUGGAACGCCGUCUCUCUAUGGGCUUGGGAUAUUGUGGUAGAUAACUGUGCUAUCUGUAGGAACCACAUCAUGGAUCUCUGUAUUGAAUGUCAAGCUAAUCAAGCUAGUGCAACAAGUGAGGAAUGCACAGUGGCUUGGGUGCCAUGGACUGCAUUUUCUGUGAAUUUUGGAAUUUUAAGGGGAGUUUGCAACCAUGCGUUCCACUUCCACUGCAUUAGUAGGUGGCUCAAGACACGUCAAGUCUGUCCUCUUGACAACAGUGAGUGGGAGUUUCAGAAAUAUGGUCACUAGAAUUUGCUGCUCCUAUACAGGAAGUGGGAUUUUCAGAAAUAUGGUCACUAGAAAUUGCUGCUCCUGUACAAGAAGUGGGAUUUUCAAAAAUAUGGUUAUUUUGAUCAGAGUAUACUGAUUGAAUUACCCGCCUAGGUACAUUCCUUGAUUGGAAACUCUAACAAAGCUUUUGUGCUUUUAGUUCAUAGACGUGACUGUGGAUACGACUUCACUUUUUGUUGGCACUUCGUAAUUUUGAGAUGUGAUAUUACCAUGUGAACUUUUGCUAUUUUGGAUGUGCCGUUGAUUCUUUCAUCAAGUAAUUCGGUCAUCUUUUUGGUUAA